This is a messenger RNA of Macrosiphum euphorbiae (potato aphid), 1236 nucleotides long. Lineage: Eukaryota; Metazoa; Arthropoda; Insecta; Hemiptera; Aphididae. The record is from the annotation of a GenBank genome assembly.
AUGUUAGGAACUACUCCCUCAUCACGGAAAAAAAGGGGUUGGUUUAAUUUUGUUGGGGAUAUGUAUAAACAAUUAUAUGGUACUCUAACAGAGGAAGAUGCGGAUAAAUUUUCUACUCAAAUUUCGGAAUUACAUUCAAGUAAUUAUAAAGUAUUAAGCAUUAUAAAAGAACAAAUUUAUGCAGUUAAGUCAAAUGUAGAACUUUAUAAUAAUACAUUUUUUAAUAUAAAUAAAGAAAAAAUAUUAUUAAAUGAAAAUUUUGGAAAAAUAGAAAACCAAUUAAAAAAUAUGAAUGAAUUAAUUAUGGAUAUAGAGUUAGAACAAUUAGUAGAACAACAAAUAAUAUUAUUUAAUUUAAUGAUAAGUCAGGUAUUAUUUGAAGUAGAUUUAUUAGGAGAGAUUGUAACAGCAGCACAAGGGGGCGUUAUUCAUGCUAGUGUUUUAACACCGAAAGAUAUUUUGGAACAAUUAAAAAAAAUCGAAAACGAUAUACCUAAACAUCAGAGAUUACCAGUUCCACUGGACAUAAUAGGAGCUCAUACAUUAUUAAGUAUAGCCGAUGUAGUAUGUAUAUAUAAAAAUAAAACUUUAAUAUUUUUGAUAAGAAUACCUUUAAUUGAUAAUUACGAAUUUACAUUAUACAAUUUAAUACCAUUACCAGUAAGUGGAAAUAACGAUCCAUUACAUAUGUACAUUAACCCAAAAAUGGACUAUUUAGCUAUAAGUAAAGAUUAUGAAAAUUACAUUUCGUAUAGAACAGAGGAAUUAAAUAAAUGUAGACAAACACCAAAUUAUAAAUUAUGUGCAGGAGGACAAGCAAUAUAUAAUAGACAUGAAAGAACAGUGUGUGAGGUAAAGUUACUAUUGGAACCAGUAGAAAUACCAAAAACAUGUCAUGUACGACAUAUUACGUUAGUAGAGAAUAUAUUUCAUAAAUUAAAAUUUAAAAACGCAUGGAUAUAUUCGGUCUCAAGAGAAAAUAUUAUAUUAGACUGUGAGGAAGCAAAAGCAAGUAUGAAAAUUAAUUUAACAGGGACAGGGAUAAUUUCAAUAAGGGAGGAUUGUAGGAUUUUUACAUCUGAUUCAGACCUAAUACCAAUAAAACAUUUGUCAACUAAUAGGAAUAUAGAUAUAGUGCCAUGGUCUAAAAUACCAAAAACAUUAUUCAACAUUAAAAAUUAUACAAAACUCGAAGAUUUAAAAUUGGAAAAAUCACGCGAAAAUAGUGUGAUAUGA